AUGGCGGCUCGUCCUCUCCCUCUUCCCAACGCCGUACUCCGGCCACCCUCCUGGUACGGUGCCAUGGAUGACCCUGGCCGCCAGCCGCAUCUUGCCCUUCAAAUAGGGGAAAUUGUAGAAAUGAUCCUCGCGAACUUCGACCCCAGCGACACGUCCGACCGUCUGACCUUUUUGCGCGAGCGUCCUCGAAUGCUCUCACGCGACUCGGAACCGCGACAGGACCACGCGGAGAAGAUCAUCUCGACUUCCGCCUACUCAAACGAGGCUAAACUGGAGAGACUGCGCAUCUGCGCAGCACGAGUAGAGUCCCUCGUCUUCAAGACUACUCUUGAGCCUAGCGAGUUCGUGCUUCUUCUCGACCUCGCCCUGCUUGCAGGCGCACCCAUCUUUCCCCGCCUCAAGAAACUCCAUUAUCGUCUCCGGUGGCAUGCUCGGGAGACUGAGCUGCCCUUUGCGUUCUCGUCCUCGCUCGAGGAGCUCUCUUUGACCUCCAUUACGGAAGAGGACAAGCAUAGGACUCCUCCCCUUAUCGCGGCAUUCAUCAAACAUUGCCCUCAAAUAUCCCGCUUCGCGCUAACCAUGAUGCCCGGGUACUUCCCCGACCGCCUCGCGAAAACAUGGCAGGCCGUUUCGGGAUUCUCGCACCUCCGUCACCUAACAACAUCCUACGCACCUACCCCCGUCAUCCUCGUCCAGAUUGCGACAAGGCGUUCUACGAUUGAGACCGUCGAAUGUGAAUACGUGGACUCCCCCUACACCGAACCCGCGCCGCUCCCACUCAGCCCGCCCGUCCAGACCACACGGCUCACGGUGCUCAAGCUCGGAGGACCGAAGGCGGGCAUCGACGCGAUCCUCCAGUCCGUGCUCGCGCCUCGCCUCACACACCUGCACCUCGACGUGCCCCAGAUGACCGACACCCGCGUGCUGCACACCGUCGCCUCCCUGCCGCUCGCGCGCUCGCUCCGCACGCUCUCCCUCGUCCUCGACUCCGGCCGCUUCUGGCAGUACCGCUUCCCGCUCUCGCUCUCGCACCUCCUCCGCCCGCUCCGCACGCUCUCCCAGCUCGCGGAGGUCUCCAUCACGAUCACGUCCUGCACGGAGGUGACCGCGACGGACGGCGACUUCCGCGGGCUCGCGCACGCGUGGCCGCUCCUCCGCCGCCUCCGCCUCGUCUACAUCAACCGCGACGACGUCCACUGGGGCGCGCAGCCGAUCGAGACGCUCUACGGCCACACGCACACACACGCUGCGGCGACGCUCAGCGCGCUUCGCCACUUCGCGCGGGGCUGCCCCGCGCUCGAGACGCUGGAGCUCGACAUGCUCGAGGCGCGCUUGGAUGCGGGACUUGAAGGCGGAGAUGGCGUGGCGGGCGCGAGCGCAAGCGCGCUCGUGGUCCUGCAGGUGUGGGCGGAUGACCGGGGGGCGCGGGACGAGGAGCGGCCGAACGCGCUGCAGAUCGCGCGGUUUGUGGACGGGCUGUUCCCCCAACUGGACCUGCGGCAGUCGUGGAUCAGAGACACGCGCUGUGUCGGUGGAGAUGUGUGGGAGAAGAUGGAGGGGCUUAGGCAGGGAGGGAAGGUGGACGGCCUCGCGGUGUCCGCGAUGUCGGUCUCGUCUUGA
This is a messenger RNA of Epithele typhae, 1620 nucleotides long. RefSeq lists its product as uncharacterized. The record is from RefSeq and is a predicted model, not a curated record. NCBI's taxonomy places the organism in Eukaryota, Fungi, Basidiomycota, Agaricomycetes, Polyporales, Epitheliaceae. The transcript has 3 exons. Bases 1 to 1620 code for a protein of 539 amino acids.